Messenger RNA from Mercenaria mercenaria, 6633 nucleotides. RefSeq lists its product as uncharacterized. Lineage: Eukaryota; Metazoa; Mollusca; Bivalvia; Venerida; Veneridae. The record is from RefSeq and is a predicted model, not a curated record. The transcript has 10 exons. The coding region runs from base 317 to 6487 and encodes 2056 amino acids.
GUUGAUUCGAAAUAUGUAUUUUUUUAGAGUGCUUUGCUUUCGUUUCAUUUUAUCUAAUUGCUUUACGUCCGGUUUCCUGUUAGGAAUUUCCACCUUCCCGCUUGGAAUACACAAUACUCUCCUCGUUUUUGUUUCCUUUUAGAUUUUUUAAAAGAAAGUGUCAAUCUAUUUGAUGUAACAGGAGCAGAUAGUUUUUUUCAGAACCAUUUAGACUCUAUGUUUGUAUGGACACUUAUCUGAAGAAGAAUUUUGUCAGAGCAAGAGGUUUUGCAGUGUUAGAAGAUUGCUUAUCCAACCCUGCAGGUACGGAACAGUUAUGGGAUCGGAGUAUGACUACGAUAUACUGGGAUCUUUGUUAGGUGCCAAUUCAUCCAGCCAGGAUCUUGCAGGUCUGUUUGAUACAGAUCCCAACCCAGAUGCAACAAAUCCUUACGGUACUGGCGGGAACUUACAACUUGCACCGCUGUAUAGUAACCCGAGGCACCAACAAGAACGAGAUAACAUUGGAGACUUUCUGAAUCUGGGUCGUUCUGGCUUUCCACCCCAUGACAAUUACUAUGAAGAUGAUUAUGAAGAAAAUCUCGAGACUCAGAGCCAUAUGAGUUAUGAUGCAAAUGGCAUGCAUGUAGGCGUAAGCAUGUCAAGGUCUCACCAAACACCUUUUGGUACUGCAAGAACUAAUGUUGGCAUGCAAAUGAGUAUUGGUCCCGGCGGCAUGAUGAUUAGAUCGCGUAGUAGUUCGUCGCUAGGAGGAGGUGGUCAUGGUGGAUUACUUAUGGCGGCCAGUUUUGGUAGAAGUCCGCGUCAUUCUGCUUUCGGUCAGAGUAUGUUUGAACCGGUGGGAAGUAUGCUGUCUCCUUUAGGCGGUUUGUUUUCUCCACUUGGUGGAUUGUUUUCACCGAUGAUCGGGUCAUACAAUCCUGAGCAUGAACCGUCGCUCUUUGGAUUUCAAAGACCGCAAAGAACAUCAUCUCGCAACCAGGGAAUGACUCAUGGUUCUGAUGGUCCAAUUAUCGAGGAAGUAUUUGAUGAAGAGGAAAAUGGAUAUUCAAGUUCAAAUUUAGCUGUUGAAUACAAAGAGGAAGAAAUAGACCCUUCUUUGGGAUUAGGUCUUUUACCGGAUGUUGAAACAGCUUACAGUGGAAAAAAUCAAAAUAGAAAUGAACAAGAAGAAUCUGAAAGCGAAUCUGUUUCAGUGAGUAAUGAAAUACUGAAUGAGUUUGCAUACACAGAAGCUACAUCAACAGAACAUCGCAGUAGUCCUGUUAGUGUCGAUGGGCACUCUGGUGACAAUCUGACAAAUGAAAACCAAACACAAUCCCGAACAAUUACUCUGCUUACAGACAGUGAAGAGGACAAACACGCUACAGAACAGAAAGGAAAUGAAGAAAAUCGAUUAAGUGAUUCCAUAGAUACAAAUGCACCCGAUUAUUCUAUUUCUCAAGGAUUAUCAAAUAUGAAUAAAUGUGAGCAGCCAAAUAACAGAAAGGAGGACGUCCCAUCUAAGCCAAAAGAAAGAGCAAAGUUCACAAAACAAACGUUCAGAAAUACUCCAUUCAAGUUGAAUAAGGAUCACGAUACUUUACCAUUUCUAAGAUCACCUCCAGACGAAGGAACGAGUUUUAAUACUGGUCAGUCAGGCUCAGUCAGUACUCAGAAACUGAAAGUAAAUAAAAACAAACAGAUGAAUAAAAGCAAAAUUGGGACCGUAAAUAAAAAUUCUACUGUUCGACGACGGACCGAUUCAUCUUGCAGCUCUUCUUCUGAACAGGGGUGGACAGGCGAGCAUAAUUUCCCAGAACCGUCAGAAGAAAUUAAUUGCAUACCCAUACCACAAUUAUUGUCUGAAGAGCACAGUGACGAUAACAGGAAAACACCAAUGGAAAAAGAAACGGCUAGCAAAAAACGAGAAUGUACACAGGGAGCUGACGUACACUCUGCAGGUGAUAACAGAGUGCCUGCUACAAAAACUCAUCUGUAUGAAGAUAGUAAUGAUAGGUAUGAAUCACUUCAGGAUACUCAAGAAGAUUCGAUGCAUGCCGAGGGACAGACCUCACACAAUGAAUAUAUACGCAUGGAUGAAUCUUUACAGGAAUCUAGGGAUUUCACGCUGGUAACUGAAAAUGCUGCUAAAACAUCUAGUGAAAUAGUUGAUAUAACUAGCAAAGUAGACACAGAUUGCGGAAACAUUACGCAUGGAAAUGGUUACACCAGUGAAACGCCUGAAAGUGUCUUAUUUGAUAACCCAAAUACUGAUAAUACCUCUACAGCAGACAGAGAUUCACCAACAAUAUUGAUACAAGAAGGAUUCGUUAGCGACCCUGACAGCAAAUCAAGUUCAGUCGAGCAAACCGUUCCGUACGGACACAAUCUCCUUCAUUCAGUGAUAGUUGAUGAUCAAGAUAACAUAGAAGGACAAAGGCAUGACGAACAGACUGACACAACUGGAGGCGAGUUAGGAAAUGAAAGUAAUGCCGAGGUAUUUGAACGAAGUUCCAGUCCACAAGACUUUUCGACACAUGAAUCAAAUGUGAAUCCAUACACACAAGAGGCAUCAUACGAAGAUAUAAAAGAAGAGAGAAGAAACAAAUCUCGAUUAGGUUCAGAGCAAAGCGACGAUUCAUCAGACAUUGAAGUUGGUCAACAUAUGACGAGCUCGAAUGCUACAACAAAUACUACCGAUACAAACGGUUUUAAGUCCGUGGAACCAAAUAGGGGGACUCAAGGAACACUUGCGAAGUCAGAUUCGUUUAAACUGACGAUCUUUUUUUAUAGCGGUAAACCGGAUCAAAAUUCAGAUAGACAAAUCACGACUUUUAUGUCCAAAGAGGAAAGAAAGAACGAAGCUGGAAAUAUGUUUCAGGUAAAACAAUCUGAACACGAAGUACAGACUGAAACAACAGACGACAGACGACCCCAACAAAACAGUUUUCAGACAAAAGCAAAUUUUCAAAAGAAAUUUCAUGCUCAGAAGGAUGAUACCCAGUAUCACAACCGCGAAAAUCAAAAAUUUGAAAACCCAUCUGGGAAACUGCGAGAGCAGCGUACCAAUAUUGAGACAUCAAAAGCACCAAUUUAUUCACAAGAGGAAGAUCCAACUUCGCCCGUUCUAGAGACCUUUCAGUUUGAUACAGCGGAAAGAUGUAAACCAUCUGAAACCAGUAGGCAUAACUUUCAACAAGAUCCCGCGAGAUCUGAAACCAACAGACAUGACUUUCAACAAGAUCUGUCGAGAUCUGAAACCAGUGAACAUUACUUUCAACAAGAUUCCGCGAGAGAUGCCUGUGAAAAGACAGCUUCUACGUCUAUUUCGUAUCAAAAACAUAAUAUAUUACGCCAAAGCAACCAGAGACAACAGAACACGAAUGAUGGAAGAACAUCACCCAAUGAUGAUCUUUUCACAGUGAAACAAUGGCAAUUACCGCUCAGCCAUCAUGUAUCACACCAUCAAGAUACAGUGCACAGAAGUCACUCAAACCAUAGGGAAAGUAUUGCCCGCAGCGGAAGACACCAUAAUCAUCAAAGAUGUGAAAACUGCCAGGCACAUUGUCCUCAUGGACGUAUUCAUUCGUUGGACGGCACUUGUAUCCAUAACCACAAAUACGUAUGCCAUGACUGCGGGAAACGCUUUACACCAGAGGAAUACGCCAAACUAAAAACAGACCACGAUGACAUAUUUGAACACCCCGAUUGGCAGUACUUAAAUGAAUACCGGGAUGGAAAUGGCCAGUUUACAGAUCCUAAACAAAGAAGAAACAAAGCCAAGGUGAACAAGAAUAUGACAGCAAAGAUAAAGUCUACAGCUGCAUUUCCAAAACAAGAAUCAAGAGCUAGUGGUAACCACUUUGGAGACCUGGUGGAAAGCGUUGGACUGACGAUGAAAGAUGUCUACCCAGAUGGGAACUGUUUGUUCACAUCAAUUUGCGACCAGUUACGGAUCCGUGGUGAUUUCUCUUACACUCCUCGAGACCUUCGGCAUGCUGCCGUCGACUAUCUCAGAGAACAUCCAAAUCAGGAUGAUGGUACUCCUUUACUGGCGUUUCUGGCGGACGAGGAGCGUAACUGGGACAAGUACCUGAGUUCCAUGCGCCGUGAAGGGCACUGGGGAGACCAUUUUGUUAUUUGGGCAUUAGCCCAUGUUCUGGAUAGAAGAUUCGUAAUAUACCGCGGGGAUACAGAGCUGCAGAAAACAGUCGUUGAACCAUCUGGACCAAUGACAGAGGAUUCAUUUGAAGAUAUAACUGACAGAGCUGACAAUAAUGGUGCAACGGGCGAUAGAGAAGACAGCGAUAGCAAAGACGCUGAUGCCGAUACACAACGUGAUCAAAAUCAAACUCUAACGCCAGUACAGAAAGAAGAAAUGUAUCUUGGACAUAUUUCACAGUCGCAUUACGUUAGCUUAAGACCACACGGCUGGCGUGACAGGCUUUUUGAAGCCUUGAAAAACAAACAGACGUCAUCCCUUAUAGGAUGUAAUCCAGAGUCAAGUUCACUGGAUUCAAAUGGCGGCGUUUCGGUUCCAAGAGAAGUGCUUUCAUUUUCAUCUACAGACCUUAAUUACUUUCUUAACUAUUUAUGGAGGGGAGGGUUUCUCAUAAAGUUUGGACUGGCGGACAGACCUACUUCAUCGAAUGAUCCCUGUUCAACAAAUCGUUUAGUAGGCAACAUGUUUAACUUUCAAUACAAAAUGUUGUCGAACAUAAAGAAAGAAUCGAUUCCGACAGGCCGUAAUUUCUACUAUUUGUCAACACCACGUGACACGACAGUUGUUGAAAAUCAACGGCAAGGAAAUGUAAAAGAUUUAGUUUUACACAAGGAAAACUUUAAAGUUGGACAAUUUAAAUUAAUUCCAGUUACACCUUCGAUUUGGAAACCGACCUUAAUGUUGAUAAAUGGGUUGUCCUUUUUAAAACAUAUUGAAUUCAAGAGAAGUAAAAAGAGACCUGAGGCUAUUAUUCUGGGAUUCAAGUGUGCAUCUUGGCCAGAAGAAGCUAUUGAAUGGAAGUCACGCAAGCGAACACACGACUGGCCCAGUCAGAAUACUAUAGAUGAAAUUAUUGCAACAGGUGUACUUGCUAUUCCAGCAAAAGGGAAAGUUGUGCAUGACAGGGGUUCUGGAAACAACGAAUUUCCAUUUGCAACUAAAACACGUGAAAAUAUAGAACAUGAAUCAAAAGAACGCUUCGGAGAAUCUGUUUCGGUACUUGAAGAAUAUGAUAUUAUUUGGGAAUAUAGUUUUGACCUUUCAAAAAGUAUCCUUUGUCAAAGAGAUUUAAACAGAGAAGCAGAAAUGUUACAUUGUGUUCUCGCAGUUUUUACGCGUUUCGCUUUUGAAGACAAGAUGUCAAUUACAGACGACCAUCUUAGAACGCUAACAUUUUUUACAUGUGAAGCAUUUUCAUCAGAAGAAAUUCUACACCAACCAGGAAAGUGUUUAGUAUACGCACUGGACCAGUUAAAAGAGUAUCUGCAACGGAAACACUUCCCACACUACUUUAUGAGAGGAAGAAAUCUAAUCGCAGAUAUGGAGUAUGAUGACAUAGUAUGGCAUGUUGAGAGGCUUCAUGUAUUGAAGACAAACCCUAUGGUUAUUCUAUACUGUGUGCUUGACUAUUGUGCAUUACAAAAUAUGUAUGAUGUAGGAAAAGUAUUUGAUGGGCUUUCUGAGGUAGCAAACUCAAAAAGAAGAGGAAGGGAAGUUCCUGAUACAUAUCUAGUCACACUAUGCGUCACAGCAUUAACAAACAUGGCGAAAUUAAAAACUUUCUGGGGAAUAGAAAGGACAAUAGAUUUAUGGUACGGUGAACUUGCUUACACAUAUGGACGAGAGAGGAUAUCAGAAGACCAGUUCAUCCGUCAAUUACUGACAGAAUUGCCACCGCAGGAGGAAUGGUUGCUUGCACUGUAUUUGGACAGCAUACAAGGGUCCAAAUAUGUACAGUUUGUUUGUAAAGGAAGAGCCUAUAUCCAGCUAGGUAACUUUUUUGGAAACGAAGUUGCACCCAUCUUAUUUGAGGAAACCUCCCUUGGCUGUGAGGAAAUACAUUUGCCAACUGCAUUACUUGGUGACAGCACGACCAAUUUAGCUAUACGGCUGGGUGAAGUUAUCAGAUACGAUAUAGGUAGUACAAAUGCCUACCGAUCAGCAGUUCAUCAUUUCCUGAAAGCAAAUACCCAUGACCUAUUGCUAAGCGUUGAGAAAGACAAAAGGGACAACAAGGAUUACAAUUCACACCUAAAACUAUCAAAUUUAAUGAUCUUAUUCAACCAGCUGCACAAUACCUAUCAGGAACAAGGAGAUAUAUAUAGGUUUCGAGACUUGAUGGAACUUUUCGAUGAACUUUGUAACUUUACUGCCACAGAACGUGAUUUUACCUUUCUUGCCGAGUUAUGGACACUCUAUAGGGAAGACGAUCGAGCCAGAGAAGCACAAAUGAAAGCAGUAUCUGUGAGAGACGACGUUAACAUGAUGUCAACUGCUUUAUAAAUCUUUGUAUUGUGAGUUGAAUUUGAAACAAGAUGCUCCACAAACCCAUUUAACGUUCGCAAUGAAAUGUAUUCGAAUGAGUGACAUGGUAUUUUGUCCCCCAUUUAAAGAAGAACUUUCUGAUAUCAGCAGAUCAAAAUCAACAG